This is a messenger RNA of Metarhizium acridum CQMa 102, 819 nucleotides long. The record is from RefSeq and is a predicted model, not a curated record. Lineage: Eukaryota; Fungi; Ascomycota; Sordariomycetes; Hypocreales; Clavicipitaceae.
AUGUCUCUCCGCGCAGCACGGCGGCGGACUCUGGUCCCCCAUCUCUUGCAACUCAUCUACUCGGCAACCCACGCCGUCCUCGUAGACACGCCCGUCACCGUCGCCCAGACCAAGGAGAUCAUCGCCUGGAUCCGCCGCAUAGCGCCUAAUCGAGCACUCUCAUACAUAUACAUCAUUCACGGCCACGGCGACCACUUCUUUGGCAUUCCUCUCCUGGUGCUGGAAUUCCCACGGGCCAAGCUGGUAGCCACGGCCGGGACCGUACAGCACAUGAAGCAGCAGGUAGUAGAAAAAGUCUUUCGCUCCCAAUGGGACUCUCGGUUCCCCGGCGAGAUUCAGCAGCCGUUUGUCCUGGCUGAGCCGUUGCCGCCGGACAACAAGCUCACGCUCAAUCAGUGGGAGCUGCAGGCCGUGGAGGUGGGACACUCUGACGCGUACGACUCCACGGUUCUCUGGGUGCCUGCAUUGCGGCUCGCUGUCUGCGGGGAUGUGGUGUACGACCAGGUACACCAGAUGUUGAUGGAGACGGACACGCCUGCCAAGAGGGCGGAAUGGAUCAGAGCCGUCGAGAAGGUGGAAGCGCUGGAUCCGCUGCAUGUCAUUCCGGGGCACUGCCAGGAGGGCGAGAUUCUGGGGCAGUGGCAUUUGGACAACACAAAGGAAAAUAUUGGGGAAUUUGAAGAGGUUUUGAAGGGGAUUCCAAAGUCGGCGAGGGAUGUGGUUGGUGCCAUGACGAAGCGGUAUCCGGAUAGGUUCAAUGUUGGGGCCAUUAUCUUGGGUGCUCAGGCGGCAGUUCAGGCCGCACAGUCCAAGAUUUAG